This is a messenger RNA of Pseudovirgaria hyperparasitica, 1457 nucleotides long. RefSeq names its product amidohydrolase. The transcript is spliced from 2 exons. Gene Ontology annotation, molecular function: hydrolase activity, acting on carbon-nitrogen (but not peptide) bonds. Bases 1 to 1335 code for a protein of 444 amino acids. NCBI's taxonomy places the organism in Eukaryota, Fungi, Ascomycota, Dothideomycetes, Acrospermales, Acrospermaceae. The record is from RefSeq and is a predicted model, not a curated record.
AUGGUCAACGAAAAGGCAUUGAAGCCAUGGCUUCGACCGGCACCAAGACCGUAUAUUCUCCAAAACGCUUCGAUAGUUGAUGUAGCGCAUGGUUCAAUUCGGGCGAAUGUUGAUGUUACUAUUAUACGUGGAAAGAUACACUCCAUUACGCCAUCUUCUUUUCCAUCUCCUCCUCGAACAGGCUAUAUACAGAUCGAUUGCACCAGCCUAUAUCUUUGUCCAGGAUUGAUCGAUUGCCAUGUUCAUCUAGUCGCGACGCCUGGAUUUGACAACCUAGCUGCUGCAUUCGGCAAUCCAGAAUCUGUGAGUCUUCUACGCCAGCCAUAUGUCUGCGCACAGAUGCUACACCGAGGCUUCACAACCGUCCGGGAUUGCGGUGGUGCUCAUACGGCGAUCAAGGAGGCAAUCGAAGAUGGCGUAUUUCCUGGUCCUCGACUGUUUAUCGCGGGUCACGCGCUCAGCCAGUCAGGAGGCCAUGCAGAUUUUCGUAACAAACAUGAUCUCUCUGCUUGUUGUGGAGGUGCGCACGCUGGGCUCGGUCGUGUCUGCAACGGCGUCGCACAAUGCAUGCAAGCUGUUCGAGAAGAGAUCCGAUGUGGAAGCGAUUUCAUUAAAAUCAUGGGCAGUGGAGGUGUGUCUAGUCCCACGGACAAGAUUUCACACCUGCAGUUCACGCCAAAGGAGAUCCGAGCCAUGGUAAACUGUGCAAAAAAUGCUGGUACCUAUGUGACAGCACAUGCAUAUACUCCAGCGGCAAUCCGCCAUUGUAUUGAGAAUGGCGUUCAGGGCAUCGAACACGGUAAUUUUCUCGACAAAGAGACGGCCGUGUUGAUGGCAGAGCAUGAGGCGUUCCUGACACCAACAUUGGUCACUUACGACCAGAUGGCUGCGCCUGCUUGGGAAGGUUUUCUGCCGCGAUCGGAACAGUCGAAAAACACAGAAGUACUCGAAGCUGGUCUAGAAGCUCUCAAAAUUGCCUCUGAAGCGGGUGUCAAGAUGUGCUUUGGGACUGAUCUGUUGGGUCCGUUGGGCGCAGCUCAGACCCAUGAGUUUGCCUUGCGCUCCAAAGUGCUGACCCCGUUGGAGGUUCUGCGAAGUGCAACAUUGAAUGCUGCCUCAAUGAUGGACCAAACGAAUAGUUUAGGCCAGGUGGAGGUAGGCUUCGAGGCUGACAUUCUAUUCCUAGCUUCAAAUCCACUGGACAAUGUUAAAAUCCUUGACGCGCCAGAAACCUACGUGAAAGGCGUAAUGAAGGAGGGUCGAGUAUAUAAAAGUCGUUGGAGCGGUCUAGCGGAAGAUGCCAACAUGCCAAUUAAAAUUGGUGCAUCCUUGUGAUGCUAUCGUAGGGUCGAAUAAGUUGGAAAUAUUUGAUUCAAGCCUGCUCUGAGUGUAUAUAGCAUUUUGUGGAUUGAGCUGAAAGUGUGUUGAGUUCAGCAGAAGUCUAAUUCAAACGCGUC